Molecule: messenger RNA, 462 nt
Organism: Neomonachus schauinslandi (Hawaiian monk seal)
Lineage: Eukaryota; Metazoa; Chordata; Mammalia; Carnivora; Phocidae
Product: cytochrome c oxidase subunit 6A1, mitochondrial-like
Exons: 2
Coding region: 1-462 (153 amino acids)
Biological process (GO): mitochondrial electron transport, cytochrome c to oxygen
Cellular component (GO): mitochondrial inner membrane
Molecular function (GO): enzyme regulator activity
Source: RefSeq, a predicted model, not a curated record
AUGAAGAAAGCCAACAGAGAAAGCCGCCAGAGAACAAAAGCCUCCCAAAACCGGUUUUCACUGAACCCAUUCCCCCCACAGGGGACAAGUGGCGUGGUAGCUGUGUCCCAUCUGUCUGGGCUGCUAGGUUGGUCCGGGGCAUGGCUGGGGCUGUCCAUAUCAAGUGGUGCCCACAGCGAGGAUGGCUCAGCUCACAUGUGGAAGGCUCUCACCUACUUCGCAGUGCUCCCUGGCAUGGAUGUGAGCAUGCUGAAUGUCUUCCUGAGGUCGCAUCACAGAGAGCAUGAGAGACCCGAGUUCGUCGCCUACCACCAUCUCCACAUCAGGUCCAAGCCCUUUCCCUGGGGAGAUGGUAAUCAUACUCUAUUCCAUAACUCUCACGUGAAUCCACUUCCAAUCGGCUAUGAAGAUGAAAAAAGAGAACCUGGACCACCACCCAGGGGGACUACAGCACUGGUUUAG